AUGGGGCGAGGCUGCUGGAUGUCCAGAGCGAGCUUCUGGGGGUCCGUAGGGCUCGUGGGUGAGUGUGUGGUCUGUACCAGCAAGUGGAGUGGGGUUGCACCCUCGGAGACCUGGACACCCGAGUACCAGCAACUGGGGAGACUGGUGGGAUCUCCGACCCAGCUACUGGAUAUUACCAUUUCCAAGAAUUCCUUGAAGAGAUGUCUGCUGCAGCUAGAAUGUCAUUUUACAUGGACUUUGCUGAGGCAGGAUGUGGAUCUCGAUGAGCUAGAGGAAACAACAGACAAUCAGAUUGAGUUUUUCAUAAAAUCCAACACCAUAAAUUAUAAUCUACUAUCUUAUAUUUGCCACUUAAAGAAUUCAAAUGAGGAAGCCCUGAGAAAUCUCCAAAAAGCUGAAGAGGAAGUUAAAAAAAAUCAUCCAGAUGAAAUUGCCAGGAGAAGUCUUGUUACCUGGGGGAACUAUGCCUGGGUCUAUUACCACAUGGAGAGAUACGAAGAAGCUCAAACUUACAUAAGCAAAGUGGAAAACAGCUGCAAAAAGCUUUCAAGUACUGCUCAGUGGAAGAUUCAGCUUCCAGAGAUCUAUGCUGAGCAAGGAUGGGCAUUACUGAAGUUUGGGAGAAAAUACUACCAGAGAGCAAAGGAUUGCUUUGAAAAUGCUCUGAAGAAUGAACCCAAUAACCCAGAAUUUAGUGCUGGCUAUGCAAUAGCAAUAUAUCGUUUGGAAUCAUUUUCUCACAGACAAUGCGAAGAUGCAAGCCUGUCCCUCGAGCCCCUGAAGCGUGCAGUGGAACUGAAUCCAAAGGAUACUUUCAUUAUGGCAUUACUUGCAUUAAAAUUUCAGGACUUAAAGCAAGUUGAUGAAGGGGAGAGGUACAUUGAAGAAGCAAUACAGAAAACCCCUAAUCUUCCUUAUUUGCUGCGAUAUGCUGCUAAAUUUUACAGAAGGAAAGGAGAAGUAGACAAGGCACUGGAGAUUUUGAAAAAGGCCUUAGCAGUGACACCAAAAUCUUCCUUUUUGCAUCACCAACUAGGACUCUGCUACAGAGAAAAGCUGUUUCAGCUGAGAAAGGCUACAAGAUAUCCACCUAAAGAGCAAGUGGAGGAACUCAUCCGACUUUCCAUUUUUCAUUUUAAAACAGUGACUGAUCAAAAGACAAAAUUUUUUGCUGCCCAUACUGACCUAGCAAACAUGUAUGCAGAAGGAAAGAGGUAUGAAGAAGCAGAAGAGACAUUUCAGAAAGCGUUUCAGAUAAAUAUUUUAUUGAAUGAUGAUAAACAAAAUUUCUACUACCGUUACGGCAAUUUUCAGCGUUUUCAUAUGAAAUCGGAAUCUGAAGCCAUUAGGUGUUACCUAGAAGGGCUGAAAAUUGAAGAAGAUUCUUAUGGAAGAAGUAGGUGCAUAAAUGCUCUGAAACAAAUGUUGGAACAGAAAACUCAAAGAGGUUUAGGAAAUGCAACAGAUUUUGGUACACUUGGACUUGUUCAUAAUCUAAACGGUGAGAAACAGAAAGCAAUUGAGUGCUAUGAGAAAGCCAUUGCAUUGUGUCCUGACAAUGAAGAAUAUCUGAAUGCAUUAUGUGAGCUACGACUUUCCAUCUCAAGCUAA
This is a messenger RNA of Phaethon lepturus (White-tailed tropicbird), 1611 nucleotides long. It is a transcript of the gene IFIT5, whose product is annotated as interferon-induced protein with tetratricopeptide repeats 5. The record is from RefSeq and is a predicted model, not a curated record. Gene Ontology annotation, cellular component: cytosol. Bases 1 to 1611 code for a protein of 536 amino acids. Gene Ontology annotation, molecular function: protein binding. The transcript is spliced from 2 exons. NCBI's taxonomy places the organism in Eukaryota, Metazoa, Chordata, Aves, Phaethontiformes, Phaethontidae. Gene Ontology annotation, biological process: defense response to virus.